AUGGCCACAUUUCAUCACCACUCUUUUCUCCUCUCCAUCAUCCUCGUAACCCUAUCUGCCGCCGGGACCGCCGCCGUGAAAUUCCACAUCGCCGCCGCCACCCCGGCCAUCAGGUCCACCUUCAACCGCCGCAUAGGGAUCCGCUACGCCACACAGACGAUGACCACAGCCUCCAGCUUCCUCUUCAAGACGUUCAACCAGCGCGACGUGGCCGACCGCAAGCCUUUCCGAAACGUCACCGUUUCCAUCGACAACUCCGCGGACCACGGUCUCGUGGUCAACAACAAGAACGGCACAGAGACCAACGAGUUCCGCAUCGGAGUCAACUGCUUCUCCAACGUCAGCUCCUCCACCGCAGCGGCCAGGCGGCUGGAGUUCUCGGGAUUGGUGUACCACUACAUGACGUACGUGUGGGGAUGGAACGGUGGAGGGAAAGCGCCCGCCGGGCUGAUGUCCGGGACGGCGGAUUACGUGCGGUGGAAGGCUGGUUUCGGGCUUCCGGAGAAGGCGGCGGGCGGCGCGGGGGAGAGGUGGGACCAGGGUGACGAUGUGACGGCGAGGUUUUUGGACUAUUGCGGCGGUUUGAAGAAUGGGACGACGAGGUCGUUUGUUGCGGAGAUGAAUAAGUUGUUGAAGGAUGGAUAUAGCGACGGGUACUUUAAGCAGCUAUUGGGAAAGAGCGUCGGUGAUCUUUGGCGGGAGUAUAAGAAUGCCGUUGGCAAAGACGGUCGGUUCAAACCGAUUUUGCACUGA
Messenger RNA from Linum tenue, 753 nucleotides. Lineage: Eukaryota; Viridiplantae; Streptophyta; Magnoliopsida; Malpighiales; Linaceae. The record is from the annotation of a GenBank genome assembly.